CAUCCGGGUAGGCGUGUCAAUACAGAACACGCAUAAAGUCGAACAGCGACAAGAGAGAACCAAGACGUCAACAAGUGGCAUUAUUUUGGCCUUUGAAUAACUACAACUGAGGCUAGGUCACUUAUAACAAUGUUGUGAAAACACGGGACAGAGAUGCAGGAUCUAUAAUGUUUGUGUCGUGACUGUUGACAUCAUUUACAACAGUAGUAUAAUUAUAUUAUAUCAGUCCUAAGUGGUUUCAAGCCUUCUAAUUUGAAAUCUGACCCGGGAAUAUUUUAAGUAGAAGACUAGUUAUAAUCUAAAUAAAACAUAAUGGCUUCUGGAUAUACAAGUAAAGAUCCAGUGGCCGAUGCCAAUCGCUUUCAAGGGGAGGGAAUCAAUUUUCGAGCUAAAUUAAUUGGUAUAGAUGACGUACCCGAGGCAAGGGGAGAUAAGAUGUGCCAGGACACGAUACAGAAAUUAAAAGCGAUCGUCAAAAUUUCUAAAGAACACAAACAGAGGAUUAUAGUUAAUGUUUCUUUAGAUGGAUUAAAAAUCUUAGAUCAAGCCACUGCUAAUAUAGAUCAUACACACGAAGUUCAUAAAAUAUCUUUCAUAUCUCGAGAUAUGACGGAUUCUAGGGCGUUUGGUUAUAUCUAUGGACCUGGAGAUGGAUCUCAUAAAUUUUUUGGAAUUAAAACUGAAAAAGCGGCUGAAAAUUUAGUACUUUCUUUGAGAGAUUUAUUUCAAGUUGUAUACGAAUUAAAGAAAAAAGAAGUGGAAGAGGCGAAGAAACAAAAAGAAGAAACAACAAUACAGUUAAAAGAUGGUGAAGUUGGAGAAAGCGACGAUUCCGUUUAUCAGGUACCUCAAAAUGGUGCUCCAGUCGAAGGUACUGAGAGCGAAUAUGCUGUACCUAAGAAUAAUCAACCGAUUGCGGAGGAGGACGGUGGAAAUUUAUUGAAUUUACAAGAUCAAUUAACCAGUAUAGAAAAAGGUAUUAAACAAAUGAACACCUUCGAUAGUCUAUUUGGCACAUCUCCACCAGUAACUUCAGCAGCACCUAGUUUUGACGAUGCUUUUGGAACCAGUAUUUCUUCUGCUGCUCCCACUGUAUCAACACAACAGCCUUCAAUGGAUCUAGCAGGAUUGGGAACACCAGGUCCUGGAACCCCAUUUCCUACUGGACAGACUUCUAUGCCUUUUCAAACCGGCCUUACUACUCCGAUUGCUCGCCCAGGUUUUGGAGUUUCCAUGGGACAACCUGGUUUUCCACCCAUGGGCCAACAACCAGGAUUUCCCACACAAGUUGGACAAGCGGGAUUGGCAGCUCCUGGGUUUGGUGGUAGAUCAUCCUCACCAUUUGGUGGUAGAUCAUCCUCACCAUUUGGUGCAGCAGCAGCAGCUCCUGCUUUUCAACAGCCAACAGCACUACAACCUCCUCAAAGACAAGCUGCAAUACCAGUUACUUCAGAUCCUUUUGCAAAUGACCCGUUUUCAAGUCCAAAUCCAUUUGGUCAAACUAGCACUGCCGGAGUGGGAAGUCAGCCCAGUGCAUUUGGUGCUCCAGCAGGUAAUCCAUUUGGUGCUGCACCUGGUGGAAGUGGUGGUUUCCCAUCACCUCCUGCUGCAAAUGAUUCAGUCGGGUGGCCUGAUUCAGGAGCAGACAUUUUGGCACCAACCAAAUUAGGAGGUGAGGGCGAGACAGAACCUGAAAGUAAAGAUAAAAAGGGCAGUGAUUUUUUCGGAGAUUUGUGUGAUAUUGGAAGCAUGACUCAAAAGGCAAAGACACCAAAAGAUAUGUUUAAAGAAAAAAGCGAACCCCAGAAAAAAACAUUGAACCAGUUGAAGGCUGAGAAUUUAGCUGCUUCAGCAAAUCCUACUUUAGGAACGCCUUCCAGACCAGCUCCAGCGCCACCAGUCCAGUCAGUGGCUUCAUUACAACCUGCAGCGGAUCCAUUUGGAUUUGGAGCACCUGCUCCAGCUGCAGUCCCGGCAAAUGAUCCAUUUGGAAAUGUUCCUAUUGUUCCAACGACUCAACAGGCAAGUUCAUUCCCUGCACACGAUCCUUUUGGUCCAUUGGACAAAGGGGUGAAUCAUAUUCCUGACCUGGCCACCAAGUCUGCUGAUCCUUUCGACACAUCAUCCUUCCUUCACCAACCCACUCCUGCAAGGCACACAGAAUCCUCCAGCAAUAUCAAUGCCUCACAACAGCACAGUCGUCAAAGACCACGCCCAACAGCCAAAAAACCUGCAAGUAUACUCAAUGGAGAAUCAUCAAACAUAAAGAAACAAUCAGCGUUAAAUGAAAAUGAUUUUGAUUUACCCUCCCCUGACGAACCUCCACCUCCCCUCCCAAGUGAUGCUUUAUUUAAUAUACCUAAAAAUGCUCCUGCACCUCCACCUCGACCACCGUCAGCAAGUAAGAAAUCGUCAACACCUGUAGCCGUGGCCCGAUCGAGUUCAAUUAAAGACAGUUUAUCCGUGCAAUCUCAUCAAAGUGGUGCGAGUUCGAGUUCCGAUGAUCAGGAAACUUUGUCGAGUUUAUCGCCAAUUAGUACAAACUCGAGUUCGGACACAUCGCCAGUUCCUGCCAUACCGAGGCGAACAAAACUUUCAACGUCAUCUGAUACAUCUGCACCCCCUAUAUUAUCACAAGACACUUCAUCCUCAAGAGUUAAUCCUCCUCAUCCUGCGCUUAACCCUGAAUCUAACAAGUCGAUCACACAAAAACAGCCAGUGCCAAAACCGCGUAAAAGCUUGAGUUAUAAAAGUUCGAUAGGAAGUGCCGAUGGUGAUAGAAAAAAAUCGGAUCCUUUUUUUCCUGAUCCCGAUCCUUUUGCGGACGAUCCUUUUGCGGACGAUCCUUUUGCCCAAACUAUAAUCACCCCUAAUAAUAAUAAUAUCUGUAAGGAUCAGAACGAUAAUGACCCCUUUUUAUCUAGUCAACCAGCCAAUAAACCACGUGAUUUUCAGUCUAAAUGGGAGGCUUUUAGUGAUUUUAAUUGUGUCAGUGACAAUAUAACAAAUAUAGGUAACAAACACAAACACAAUCAGAAUAAUACCAGUAAUAAUAAUACGUCUUCCCUAUUCGGUGAUCCAUUUUAAAACAACCUACUUGAACAAAGAACAGAUGCCAAAACCUUUAACGAUAAUCAAAGAACAUAUACAAUAUAACUAUUGUCAUGGUGUAAAACUGUAUUUAUUCAUCCCAUCUAUAUACAACAUUGGAUAAUCUGCUGUUAAACUUUAUAGUCAGUUUCAGAUAUCUCUUAUCUUAUGCAACAAUAUGAUCAAUCAUUGUUUUAUUUGAUUUAUUAUAUUAUUAUACAACUUAUCUUUUACUAUUUAUAACACUGCUAUAUUUUUUAUAUCAUAGUGUUUUUUUAAGUCCUUA
Messenger RNA from Patella vulgata (common limpet), 3376 nucleotides. Its product is annotated as disabled homolog 1. The transcript is spliced from 12 exons. The record is from RefSeq and is a predicted model, not a curated record. The coding region runs from base 313 to 3087 and encodes 924 amino acids. Lineage: Eukaryota; Metazoa; Mollusca; Gastropoda; Patellidae.